Messenger RNA from Alternaria ethzedia, 1074 nucleotides. RefSeq lists its product as uncharacterized. The coding region runs from base 1 to 1074 and encodes 357 amino acids. The transcript has 3 exons. The record is from RefSeq and is a predicted model, not a curated record. Lineage: Eukaryota; Fungi; Ascomycota; Dothideomycetes; Pleosporales; Pleosporaceae.
AUGGAUACCUCACAUCAAGGCUUACGAGCCGAAGCACUACAUACUGAGGAGCGCACGAAGGGAGCCUUCAAGCGACGAUUUGGAUAUGAGCGUACCUAUACCAUCCAGCACCGUCUUCCCGGCCAGAAUCUUAACAAGAUAUGGCUCGGAUUUUCGAUCAAACAGAAGAUAAGCACGAUGCACAUUGUUGUUCGUGUCAUGAAGAGAUUGCAUAAGAUUCAGGGACCCAAGGCAGGUAUCAUUGCCCGACUAAGAGUUCUACUACUUUCUCGCGGCGAAGUCAUCCCGGAGAUUUGUGCCUUCAGAACUAGUCGGGGCCCGGUAUCAGCAUUUGCAGGACCUGUGGACCGCCCCGCUGAGGCUAUGACUACCCGUAAAUUCUUGCUACACCAGAGUCGUCGAUGGCAAAGACUGGAGCAAGAUCAGGAGGACCGCGAUGAGGUUAUAUGGGAUUGUUUCGAUAUCAUCACCAAAUCCCUUCACAACAUGGGCUUUAUUCCGGAUACCGACCGUUUCUACUUCUGCCAUCUCGACCUCUAUCCACGAAACAUGCUCGUAGAGAUUGAAGAUGAUUCAUCGCUCUCACUCACCGGACUGCUGGACUGGGAUGCUCAGUUCGCAUACUUUUGCCCCAAGUUCGUCGCUUAUCGUGCGCCGUUCUGGCUAUGGAUAUCGGGUGGUCACGAGUACGAUGAGAUGAUAGCUGCAGAUGAGCCAAAAGAUGCUGAUUACCGGCGAUUGAAGAGCUCGUGGGAGGAAGCGGUGAGUGUCGAGUGGAAGCGAUAUGCCUACGAACCGGAGUAUAUGAUCGCGAGGAGAAUGUUUGCUCUGCUCAGAGACGGUAUUCGUCGUGAUGGAGACAAAGAGGAAGCCAGGUCUAUUGUCGAUGCAUGGCAGAAGCUGCAUUACGAUCAGAGGCUUGCCACCGCAUACGCGAGGGACGAAAGCGAUGACACCGAUGCAAGCAUGGACAUUGGGGAUCGAGAUGCAGGCAUAUACACAUUGGCUCAACAAGACCUUGAGCUCGACGAUGUGCGGGACGAGGAUGACGGGGCUAUCGACUCGCAUGACUAA